Drosophila elegans is the source of this 748-nucleotide messenger RNA. RefSeq lists its product as uncharacterized. The transcript is spliced from 2 exons. Gene Ontology annotation, biological process: proteasome assembly. The record is from RefSeq and is a predicted model, not a curated record. The coding region runs from base 121 to 519 and encodes 132 amino acids. Lineage: Eukaryota; Metazoa; Arthropoda; Insecta; Diptera; Drosophilidae.
AAGCCCUGGUAGCUUUUAUCUAGUUUACCAACACUGGCUCGUUAAGUCAAAAUCUGCAUUUCAUUGUUUUGUUUAUACAUUUUCCCUGUUAAAAUAUUUAUAACUAGAAAUACGUAACCAAUGGAGGCUGUAAAUGGAGAUAUUGUGCCGGCAAAGGUAUCUGGCAUUUUUACCUCACAUUGCGCACACUUGGAAGCGGGACCAUCGCAAUUUACAGUGCGCGCCCUCAAAAUGCAGGGCAGCACCAUGCUGAUUGUGAAUCCCAAGGAAUCGGAGGUUUUCGAGGAGCUGGCGGUGGCCAUGCCCUCGCGUAAUCCCGCCACCAGUGAGCCCAUAUCCUCCACAAUACUGGGCGGACAUGGUCAAACUGAUUCCUCUGUGCUGGCCGCCAAAUUGAGCAAACGCUAUGGCCGGCAGUUCUAUGUGAGCCUGAACCUCAAACUGGACCGACUGGUGGGCCCGCUGUUCGAGAAAUCGCUAGUCACCUACAUGCACGACCAUCUGGAGCACUUUGCCUGAGGCCCUUGGGACCGAUGACAUGGCACCGCGUGGGGGUCACCAUCUAUUUCGGGGACCGACGGCUACCCCACGGACACAACUCCACCGUGCUAUCUGGGAUCUGCCAUCUCCGACUCCCGAUCUCCGCUCAGACGUCAGGCGGCGGCCGAGUGAGCGCGAACUUUAAAAACGUAUCGCUGAAACGAUUUUGUACGUUCAAUAAAUUGAUUGCCCUAAGUAAGUUUACAGA